This is a messenger RNA of Quercus lobata, 3190 nucleotides long. RefSeq lists its product as uncharacterized. NCBI's taxonomy places the organism in Eukaryota, Viridiplantae, Streptophyta, Magnoliopsida, Fagales, Fagaceae. The transcript has a single exon. Bases 1872 to 2681 code for a protein of 269 amino acids. The record is from RefSeq and is a predicted model, not a curated record.
UGCAUAAAAGUCAAUACAUAUUUGCCAAAAAGAGAAACAAAUGUGAAGUGACAAUUAAAUAAACAAUAACAAAAAGAACCAUUAGGGGGAAAAAGUGGUUGAAACAAUUAAAAAAAAAGCAUCAAAAGAGACAAAAUUGGGGAGAGAGAGAGAGAGAGAGAAUUUACCCUUUUUGCAGUGAACAACUUGGAAGGAAUAGAGGAGAGAGGUGGAAAUGAAGUAAAAGAAAUUUAUAAGAAAAUCAAGUUGGAAGAGAGAGUGAAAGCAGAUGAAAGGUUCAAAAAAGUGAAACCGUAGAAUUUAUGAAGAUGAAAUGUUCAAAAAAGUGAAAUCGUAGAAUUUAUAAAGAGGCCUGUCCUCAUUCUAGUGGUGGGCAAAUCAAUCCCCUGCUGUUAGGAAGAAUGAAUCUGAGAGUGCUAAGGCUGAUCUUGUAUUUCGGGAUUACCCCUGAGCAGAAAUGCGGGAUUACCGGUUUUUGCACUCAUAGGUUCUUUGAAAAGCGGAGUCUUUUAGCUACCUUCUCCUCAAGGUAUGGUUUGAGUCUUGGUGUGGAACUCCGUUAGAAAAGAGUGAAUGGGCUUUAAUAUGUAUGCUGAAUUUUGUGUUAAUUGGAUGUUAUUUACUAUAUAAUCCACAAACUCAUGUUUUGAAUAUAAUUUUAAAGUUAAGAAGACUUGAAAUUUAAACAUUUUAUGAUGAAAUAGUUAAUUGGUCUCCAAUCAUCUUGGUAUUCUACAAGCAUGGAGGGUAUGAGGACAUAAUGUAAUCCAAUGGUUGAUUUGUCAUAUCUUUGAUCUUAUAGUCUUUAGGAUUUUCUUGGCUGCAUUAUGGGUGGUGUUUGUAGUUUUUUUAUUGAAUCCAAACUUUUUCAACUGGUGGUAGAGGAAGGGGGAUGGCAUUUUUCUUUAAGAAUUUUUGAGCGGAGUAGGUACUUCAUGAAGUCGGUCUUCAUGGGUAAGAAAGUGGCAUAAUGGCUAAUGAAGAGUUUAGAACAGCUAGUCGUUGGGAGCAGUCUGAAGUACUUUUACUCAUUCAGGGAAGGUGAUUCAGCCUACACCCUCCAACGGAGCUCCAAUUCUUUUGGCUUGUUCCUAUUGUUGACUGAACUUAAAGUUGGCGGGUCUAGGAGGUCCAUCAUCAUUCCAGUAGGCAGAGCAAAGAAUGGAUGGAGGGUUUUGGGUUAGAGUUAAGGAAGUUGCUGGAACCUGAAAACUAUGUGAACAGUGGGUAUGGGCAGUCGAGUUUUGUGGCUCAGCCUCAUAAGGAUAACUCUAGGAUUCAUCCUUUUAAAUCCUUUGCCAAUAUGGUGUGUGGGCAUGAGGUGCAGGUCAGGGGUAGAAACCAGUCAAAGUUGCAAAACCCAGCAAGUAAACAAAAAAUGGUGAGUGAAGCGCCAGUGAGCUUACCAGGUCCAGCGACUCUAGAAGGUAGAGCUGUGGGUUCUCAGUGCAGAACAGAAGAGCUUAACUUUGGAAAGACAAAUCCGGUAGGAUAUAAAAGGAGAUCUCUAUUGAAUUUCAAAUCUAAUUGGAUUGAACAUGUAUAUGGAAAUAAACGAGAACUGGGGAACUCUGACUGGGCAAGAAAAAGCUUGACUGUAGAAGUGUAUGGGGAAGGAAAAAGGAGGGUGGUGUGGAAUAAAGGUGGACUGAGGAAUUCCCAAUGGGUAACAAGGGAUCAGAGGGAGGACGUGCCUAGUGGUUCACAGGUUCAGAAUUCCCUUAUGGUGGGCUCAGACCAUGAAGGUACUCUUGUGGGCCUUCCAGUGUUCUCUAGUCUAGAGCCCACCGGCCCAUUGAGGUUGGAAGUGGGUGAAAGCCCAACUGGGGGGGGAACCGAUACUUUUAAGGAAGGAAGCCCACGCACCAGUGAUGUCCAAAGCAUCCCUCACUACAUUGGAGGCUCAGAACAUCACAAGGGCUGAUGCCGAUCCUAUCGUGGAGCCACCGGCACCACCGGUGACGGCUGGCACAGGGCGAUAUGAAGCUCCGGCAACAGUGGCGAGCUCGGCGACCCAAACCAAUGUGAGUGUUGGGCCAGCGAAGGCAUCGGUGAAGGUAUGUGGCCCUUUUUCCGUUGGGUCUCACGCCAAGGCUUCACCGACGACACGGGAUAGGGCUGAUACAGCUCCUUUCCACACCACAAAGACAGAUUUGGUGUCCUUUUCUUCAACCAAGCCUCUGGGCUGCCUUGCGGAGACUUCAACGAAGGCUGAGAGCCUUUUUUCUAGUGGGCUUUACGCCGGUGAGCCUUUUUCCACACUGGAUAAGGCAGAAACAGAGGGUGACAGGGCUUUAAUAGGUCUUGAGAUAUCAAAUUAUGUUCUGAGUCCACUGAGAGUUGGGUUUGAGGAAGGGGGUGUUCCAAGUGGAGAUGAAGGUGAUCAGGUUGGGGGUGCAAGUGAUAUUCAGGGGAUAGACACCACUGAGGUCGAAACAGCUUAUGCAGUUGAGGCCUUGGGUGAUGUGGUGAGUUCUUCCCCUUUGGUGUCUAUUAAUCCUCUAGCUCUGGGGGUGGCUGUGACGGCUGAUUUGGAUUGUAAUACUGAGGUGAGGAGGUUGGAUAACACUUCGAAGGUGUCUAAUUGGGUGAAAUAUAGACUCCCUGGUUUCAGUAAGAUGAUGGGGCUUUCUUUGGGAUUUUUUUUGAAAAUAACUAUAAAAGUUAAACUAUUUUAUUAGUUAGUCAAGGUUUGAAAUUAUUUUGUUAUCUAACGACUCGAGUUUAUAAUACUCGAUUUCACUGUAGCAAAUCGACUUUAACAAACUCGAUUUCCAUGAGGUUAAGUAAAAGGAAACCAACGCUAGCCAGAAACCCAGAAAACGCUAGGCAGGAAGACACCAACAGCAACGCAGGAACACACCAACAGUAACGCAGCCCAGGAUCCAACGCAGAAACCCAGAAAAACGCAAGAAGAAACCGUGAUUUUUGGGUUUGGAUUUUUGCUCCGAUUGAGAUCGUGAUUUGGGUUUGGGAUUUUGAGAAAUGGAUUUAGAUGAAGAAGGAAGAAUUGGCUUGGGUUUUUGGGGGCUUGGAAGAAGGGAAGAAGAUGGUGAACAGUAGCAACGACAGAAAUCGAGUCUGUUAAAGUCGAUUUGCUACAGUAAAAUCGAGUCUACAAGACUCGAGUUAUUAGAUACCAAAUUAGUUUCAAACCUUGGCUAACUAAUAAAAUAGUUUGGCUUUUGUA